This is a messenger RNA of Hypomesus transpacificus, 1004 nucleotides long. RefSeq lists its product as uncharacterized. Gene Ontology annotation, molecular function: ubiquitin-protein transferase activity. NCBI's taxonomy places the organism in Eukaryota, Metazoa, Chordata, Actinopteri, Osmeriformes, Osmeridae. The transcript has 5 exons. The coding region runs from base 52 to 759 and encodes 235 amino acids. The record is from RefSeq and is a predicted model, not a curated record.
GAGGGCGCAGUCGACGAUGGCGGACCGACUCGAGAAUUUGUACGUCUCCUAAUGAAUUCAGUUUUAAAUUCUACAUUUUUUGCUGGAUCAAUGGAGGAGAAGAGCCUGGCUUUGGACUCCCAAGGAUUUGCUAAUGGUACCUACAAAAUCAUUGGUAUGAUUCUGGCAGUGUGCCUGGUACAUGCAGGUGUGGGCCCCUGCAUAUUUUCAGAGAGGCUGUACAGCCACAUAACAAGCCAACCGGCCCCACCUGAAGACCUGGCUGAGGUGGAUGACCAUGACUUCCGUAGUCAACUACAGAAGAUCAAAAAUGCACGGAGUGUGGAGGAGGCACGUGAAUGGGUAGAGGAGGCUUCCACCUUCCUGUCAAUGCUGGGGGCCCUGGCUCCGAUCAUGUCCCUGGACGACAGGGACAAUCUUUUAAAAUCUGCUCUCCAUUAUUACUUGAAUGGUCGAUUGGAGGCUGUGACAAAUCAACUGAAGGAGGGACUGGAAAUCUUGGACGUCUUAAGAACAGUCCGAACAUACCCUGACAUACUCAAGUCCUUGUUUGUUGGGGGAGGGAAACCCCUAUCAGCUUCAGAAAUCAUGAAUCUGUUCAGUGUGGUGUACUCAGAAUGUGGCAGUAACAAAAGGGCUGUGGAGGAGGUUGCAGUUGGCUAUUGGCGGGACUGGCUCAUAGAUGUUGAGUUAGGUGAAGCAGUCAUCAUCACUGAAGAUGGGGAAGAAAACAUCACUCUGUCCUUGGAGAAUGUUUAAGUUUUUGCCUCUGGUGCCGCUACGGUUCCCCCUUUUGGAUUUCCCUGCAAACCUUCCUUGGAAUUUUUGCAUGCCCCCUUGAACGGCAAUAGGCCUAUUUUCCCCGAGGCCAACAGCUGUGGGAUAGUGCUUUAUCUACCUCUGCAUAACACUUAUGAAGACUUUACCAAAUGGAUGAAUGAAGGGAUUAUUCAGUCACCAACCUUUGGUUUUGCUUGAAGUGGAGUUGAAGAGGAUCUUAUGUC